AUGGCGAGGGAAAGCUAUGUUUCUUCUACAGGAACACUCCUCCGUAACUGCUUUUUUCAGCACUUCCUAGCAGUGCUGUGGAAGCGCCUGGUGCUGCUGACCUGGAAAGGGCUGCCUGCUUAUGUGGAGCCCAGGCGUGAUAAAGGUAGCAAAAGUGACACACCAGUCACUGUGGUGAACGCAGAGUUCAAUGGCGUGAUCUUGGGAGAGUCCUCCAAGACUGAUGUAUUGCCAAAUGGGACAGCAGAGUACAAUUUCACAACCAGCUUUGAAUACAACCCUGACGGGCCCAACUCCUUGGACCACAUUGUGCGAAGUCCUGUGCUCUUGACCGUGACAGAGGUGUUGCCAAAGGAGAAGAGACAGAAGGAGGAGAAGACCAUACCCCUUGGCCAAGCUGUGGUGGACCUUCUACCUCUGCUGCAAGGACAGUGUUCAUUUACGGUCUCAGCUCCUUUGUAUGCUGUGCCUACCUCUCCAUUAGAGAGCGUUCCCCCGGAGGCCAAGUGUGGCCUUGAAGUGACUGUGUGUGUCCAAGAGCCCCUGCUUUCUGCAACUCAGCUUUCAAAUGGUAAUCUCCUGAGCGUCACCUUGGAGGCAGCUUAUUCUGUCCCUGAAGCCUUUGUUCCCGCUGGACCCCUGCAAAACUACAUGGCUUGCCUGCAAGUACCAGCAGCUGGGGAGAGAGAAUUCCCCUUGAUCUUCAGGAAUGGUGUCCCGAAGCUUGGCGGUGAAAAAGAGCCGUUACCCCGGCCCAAAAAAUGGCCGCUUGGUAACAUCAUGGCCCCUGGUGCUCUCAGCAUACCCAACUCCUUCAUUGUUGGUGGCCCCUAUGAGGAUGAGGACGGAGAGCUCAACAAAAGAGAGGACAGAGAGUUCAGGGUCCAAUCAGAAAGCUUGAAGAGGAGGAUCGUAUGGGACAUGGAAAGACGUUGCUACCUAGAUCCUGCUGCAGUACUCGUCCUGCAGAAGCGCAUUGCAGAGUGCCGCUUCUGGCCUGUGGAGGUCUGCAGGAUGCCUGUGGUCUCUUCCAGUAAAGGGAAAAACAGCAAAGCUGACAAGGGAGAUGACGACGGACAGAUUUUCUUCCAUGGUGUGGCAUAUGUCAACAUGGUGCCUUUGCUGUACCCCGGCGUGAAACAGAUACGAGGGGCUUUUCGUGUCUUUGCCUAUAAAGACAGCGAGGUGUUUGAGAAGACUAAAAAUCAGCUCAGUGUUUUCCGGGAUCUCGGGCUUCAGAUCAUAUUGACCAAGGAAGGGCAAUGGGCCUCAGGAAUCAGUUCUCCUCUUUCCAGAACUGUCCCCAGUAGGAUCCAGAGGGAGGAUAAAGAAAAAAUAAAAGAGAAGGAAUCCAGCAGGAAGCUGUCCAGUGCACUAAAAAACCUGCCAUCAGAUGUGCCAGCAGAAGCUGAAAAUGUCACGUAUCCCAACCAGGAUGGACAGCAAUAUGUUGAAGCAGGAACGUUCCUGGUGAUGGAGAUAAAGCUGGAGAAGGCCUUGAUACCAAAACGAUUGCAAGAGGAUCUCACUAGACGGGUCAAGCAGAUGAUUCCUCCUCGCCCUCCGCUGCCUCGCCGGACUGCAGGAGCCAAGAAGGCUGUGGAAGAUUAUCACAACCAGAUCACAAGCAUUGCUGUCGCCAUCCUGAGUGAAUACCAUGAGCUGUUUGGGAAGCAACUGCCUGACCAAGGAGCGAUAAAUCAUCAAACCCUGGAGGAACAGAAGUGUCAACUCGACUUUGAGCUCAAUAGCUCAGGAAAAUAUUUCGCCUUUAAGGAACAGCUAAAGUAUGCGGUGGUGAAGAUUGUGAGGGAGAAGUACCUGAAGACAACAGCGUUUGAGUCCCUGGAGCAGUUCCAGGCAUUUCUCAGUGAGCUCUAUGUGUACCUUGUGGAUCAGAUGCAUGUUGCUCUGAACCAGGUAUUGUCCGAGGAAGCUGCUGCCCCUGCCCCGCCGUCCUGCACAACUGAUGAGCAGCUCCGGCUCUUUGCUCGUGAAGCCGAAGUCAACAAGGACUACAAACUGGCAUCUCUCUACCACCAGCAGAGGGUAGCUCGGGACCAGCACAACAUCCACUACUGGCUGGACUAUGGAGCGUUCUGCCUCCUGCUUGAGGAAACAAUCAAAGCCCAGGAAUGCUUCCGGGAGGCUCUUCGCCUGGACCCACAUCACAUACAAAGCUUGUUGCUCUGUGGGAUUGUAGCAGUCCUGCUGCAGCAUUAUGAAGAGGCAGAGAUUUUCUUUGAGGAUGCCAGCUGCUUGGAGCCAUCCAGUGUUGUUGUCUGGACUCUUUCAGGUUUAUUCUAUGAGCUGCAAAAUAAUAACAUUCGGGCAGAAAUGGCCUUCCGUGAGGCUAACAAGCUACUGCAGGCACAGCUUGCCAUGGAGAGGAGCAUCCCUGAGGCUGCUGAGGGAGAAGGAAGGAAAAAGCAAAUUUCUGCUGAGUGCGUGAGGCCUCUCAAUCCAAGCCCAGAAGCGUUCUUGCCAGAGGAAGUUGAAGAUGGCUCAGCCAGCAGGCUGCCAGAAGCAGUGGAGCCUGCCCCAACCUGCAUGGUGCCUGAAGAGGAUGCUGCUGCUCGGCAGAACACGAGGCCUAAGAACAAGGAGGCAGCCCCAAAAGCGCCACCCCCUGUUUCAGGACUUAGCCAACCUCCCUGCAGUAUCUUCAUGAAGACAGUGGACUUCCUGAUGAAAGUCAAUGCCACCCAGUUUGUUCACAUGGCGCUUGCCCACGAGCUGCUGAGCUUUCAGGGAGGCCCCGGUUGUGACUACUACCUGGCACUGGCCCAGACUUACUUGCUGAAGGAAGACUUCUCCAAAUCUGAAGAAUGUCUCCGCGAGGCCAUUAGACUUGACUACACGAAUCCAAAUGUCUGGGCUCAGAAAGGGCACCUGUGCUACCUGAAGAGAGACCUUGGAGAGGCAAAAGAGUGCUAUGAGCGAACUGUCAGUUUUGUGGUGGAUGCUGCAGAGAUGCACUUUGUCUACCUGCGCCUGGGCUCCAUCUACCUAGAAGAGAAAGAGUACGGCAUGGCGAAGCAGACCUACCUGCUAGCCUGCAAGAACUCUGCAUCCUGUCUCACCUGGCUGGGAGUGGGAAUUGCCUGCUACAGGCUGGAAGAGAUGGCAGAAGCAGAGGAUGCUCUCGCUGAAGCCAAUGCCCUAAAUAACAACAAUGCUGAAGUGUGGGCAUAUCUAGCCCUCGUCUGCCUGCAAGGAGGAAGGCAGCUGGAGGCAGAGCAGUGCUACAAGUACGCGGUGAAGGUGAGCAUCUCUGCGCUCCCCUUGGGCGCAGAAAGCAGGGCAGACGGGCCAGCUUGCGGGCUGCCGGAGAAGGGAGCUGGCUCCGUCUCAGGGCGCCGUUCUGAGCGCGCCCACAGGGCGAAGCGCUUGCCCUCUUCAGGUAUAAGUUUAACUGGAAAAUAA
Struthio camelus australis is the source of this 3426-nucleotide messenger RNA. NCBI's taxonomy places the organism in Eukaryota, Metazoa, Chordata, Aves, Struthioniformes, Struthionidae. The record is from RefSeq and is a predicted model, not a curated record.